Scophthalmus maximus (turbot) is the source of this 2606-nucleotide messenger RNA. RefSeq names its product beta-1,3-N-acetylgalactosaminyltransferase 2 (gene b3galnt2). Gene Ontology annotation, molecular function: hexosyltransferase activity. Lineage: Eukaryota; Metazoa; Chordata; Actinopteri; Pleuronectiformes; Scophthalmidae. The transcript is spliced from 13 exons. Gene Ontology annotation, cellular component: membrane. Bases 183 to 1757 code for a protein of 524 amino acids. The record is from RefSeq and is a predicted model, not a curated record.
GCGGCGGAGGCGGACAUGAGGCGGUGGUGAGAGCCGAGCCCGGCGGAGAGCUGAGGAGGAGGACGGAGGGAGCGCACACACUCGGAGCGGCUCCACACACCGUGCAGCGCCGCGCGGCUCAGGAAGAGGCUCCGCGCCGCUGAACGCCGAAGGCUGCUCCGGCUGAAUGAAGGGCUCCGUCCAUGCGGACGCUAGCGCUCGUUCUGCUGCCCUGUGCCGUUGCCGUCCUGGUGCACUUGUGGUGGGCACAGCGACCCUCCUCCAGCCCGCCGGACAACACCACACACUCGGAUGAAGCAUUACCUUACUAUGAAGUUCUGGUGGGAGUGCUGUCAGCAAGACAUCAUUAUGAACUGCGACAAGCGAUAAGGGAGACCUGGCAGGGCUACAUCCAACAUCACCCCCACUUCCGGCACAGAGUGGGGGUGAAAUUCAUCGUGGGUAAACAUGGGUGUCCGAUUCCGGAGGAGGACAGGGAGGAUCCGUACUCCUGCUCCAUCCUGAACUUCACAGAGCCAGUGACGGGGCAGGACGCAGAGGUCGAGAUCGUGACGGUGUCUGACCCCUCGGCACUCGCCCCAUCCGACGCAUCGGCCAUCGCCCUGGAUUUCAAGGUCCUGCACCCGGUGGUGAUCACCAGGCUGGGGGUGUUUCCCAGCGGGACCCGGCCUGAGCUUCAGAGCAACAUCACGGUGAAGCUUCUCCAGCUGGACCAGGAGGAGGCUGUGGUUACUGCUCGGUUCAGUGCCAUCAGCACCGGGACCAUGGUGAACGGAGUGUGGUACAAACCGGUCGAGCAGUUCAUCUUGCCUAAGGGUUUUGAGGGGACGCUGGUGUGGGAGAGUCUGGACUCUUCUGGAUUGACAACAGUCAACUCCUCUGUGCAGCUCAAUGACGGAGGAGGCGUCCUCAAAAUCUCCUCCAUCGCAGAAGGCACACUGCCUCAUCGAAGUGCUCUUGGAUUUCCUGGUUUGGCGGGAGGGUUCACCUUUACAAUUUACGAUGAAGACGGUCUGUCCGGCCUCCUGCGAGGUCGCCCGGCCCGGACCGAGCACCACGCCUCCAGGCUGAGGCAGGAGGACGCUGCCUUGCAGCGAGAGAGCCUGAGGCACGGCGACAUGGUUUUCGUGGACGUAGUUGACACCUACAGGAACGUGCCUUCAAAACUGCUUCAGUUCUAUAAAUGGUCUGUGGGAAAUGCUGACUUUAAUCUGCUGCUGAAGACGGAUGAUGAUUGUUACAUCGACGUUGACUCGGUGUUAAUGAAGAUUGACCACAAGGGUCUCAAGCGCAGCAAUUUCUGGUGGGGCAAUUUCAGGCAGAGCUGGGCAGUGGAUCGUAUUGGGAAGUGGCAGGAGCUGGAGUACGCCAGUCCAGCCUACCCGGCGUUUGCGUGCGGCUCAGGCUACGUGGUCUCUCGUGACCUGGUCCAGUGGCUUGCCAGUAAUGCAGAGAAGCUGAAAGCCUACCAGGGAGAAGAUGUGAGCAUGGGGAUAUGGAUGGCUGCUGUUGGACCACAGAAAUAUCAGAUCAACAGGAAGGUUGUGUUCACUGGUUUGAUUCUGGCAACAUGUGGUUCAGUUACAGCUCAUCAAAGGACUCAGGCUGGCUGUGUGAGAAGGAGUGCUACCUGGACAUGCUGUCGUCCCCCCAGCACACGGCCGAGGAGCUGCACGUGCUCUGGGACAGGAAGCGGGCCUGUGGAGACCCCUGCGGUUGUCCCUGGGGCCACUGAAUCGGGUUCACCACGUGGGUAAUAUGCACUCAGCACAUGGUUGUCACUUCGGUUCCUGUGGUUCCCUUCAAACCCCAAACUGAGAUGUUCCAGAGUUUUAUCAAUAUUUGUUAUAUGAUAGAAAAAAAUGUUUGCGUGUGAUUUUAUGUCGGGUAAAAAAAAGAAGAUCUUAAAUAUGUUGAGAUUCCAUUGCAGGUUCUUCAUUUUCACAAAAUACUCAGCCAACAUAAUGAAUCAUUGGCAGCUUCAGAAAGCAUCAAAAACAUUUAGCUGUAGCGUACUGCCAGUAUUUGUAUGAUGAAAUCAGUUAUUAAAAUUUGUCUUCAGUGGAACAGACAACGUGGAAACAGACAGUGGGUUUAAAGAUGUUGUAGUACUGUGGUAACAGAUAGUGGUGGACAAGAACCAUGUGCAAUACCAGCAUGUUGUGCUGUGAGACUCGAGAACUUUGUAAUAUUAUAUUUACUCCUGCUCUGAUAUUUCACAGACUUGAACCUUAUAGUUUAAAAAAAAGAAAGAUAUUUGAUGGUAUUUUAAAGAUGACUGCUUCACAUUGCUAUGUUUUGUAAAUUAUUGUCUUAGGCUUUUCAUCCCUCCUCAGUCACUAUUUGUAGAUUUAUGACGAGCUUUUGUCAAACACACGCGGUUUGUACUGUAACUGUCAUUGUGCAAAUAGUGAUGUGGCCUUACUGUACCUGUCAGGCGUCAUACCGUGCGUAUGUCGACACACAGUGUUGUGUUUGCAACACAAUGUAUUUUUUCGAACUUGACAAAGCAGCCAGUGAGUGACUGUGAAAUAGACUCACUAGGUUAACACUGGUUUUACCAAACCCUCCUCACAGGUAAUAAAGAAACGCUUAUGAGAGAUUGA